UAUUCGUUGAGGGAGACUUUUGAACAGUAUUAUGCCUCCAUUGUAUGUAUAUACUUUAGUUUCGAUUGGGGCUCUAUACUGUUAUUGUGUGUCAAGGAAGUGUACAUGCACACCUAGCCUACCUGUGUCAAACAAGUGUACAUGCACACCAAGCCUGCCUGUGUCAAAGAAGUGUACAUGCACACCAAGCCUGCCUGUGUCAAACAAGUGUACAUGCACACCAAGCCUGCCUGUGUCAAGGAAGUGUGCAUGCACACCUAGCCUGCCUGUGUCAAACAAGUGUACAUGCACACCUAGCCUGCCUGUGUCAAAGAAGUGUGCAUGCACACCAAGCCUGCCUGUGUCAAGGAAGUGUGCAUGCACACCUAGCCUACCUGUGUCAAACAAGUGUACAUGCACACCUAGCCUGCCUGUGUCAAACAAGUGUACAUGCACACCAAGCCUGCCUGUGUCAAACAAGUGUACAUGCACACCAAGCCUGCCUGUGUCAAAGAAGUGUACAUGCACACCAAGCCUGCCUGUGUCAAGGAAGUGUACAUGCACACCUAGCCUGCCUGUGUCAAACAAGUGUACAUGCACACCAAGGCUGCCUGUGUCAAAGAAGUGUACAUGCACACCUAGCCUGCCUGUGUCAAACAAGUGUACAUGCACACCAAGCCUGCCUGUGUCAAGGAAGUGUACAUGCACACCAAGCCUGCCUGUGUCAAACAAGUGUACAUGCACACCAAGCCUGCCUGUGUCAAAGAAGUGUACAUGCACACCAAGCCUGCCUGUGUCAAACAAGUGUACAUGCACACCAAGCCUGCCUGUGUCAAGGAAGUGUGCAUGCACACCUAGCCUGCCUGUGUCAAAGAAGUGUGCAUGCACACCUAGCCUGCCUGUGUCAAACAAGUGUGCAUGCACACCAAGCCUGCCUGUGUCAAGGAAGUGUGCAUGCACACCAAGCCUGCCUGUGUCAAGGAAGUGUGCAUGCACACCUAGCCUGCCUGUGUCAAACAAGUGUACAUGCACACCUAGCGGGCUUGUGCACAUCUAGCUGGCCUGUGCACUUUGGGCCAGUGGGGUCAAGGUCACUAUAACUUAAAAGUAGAAACAAAAAUCUACUAAUCAAUUUGACUAAACUUUGUGUUUAAAUUUGUCUUCACAGUCAUUAUAUCAGGUGAUUGACAGAAAAUGUAUUUCAAAGCAAAAGAAUAGUCAAGUGCCUUCUUGGGACAACUCUUGUUAUUUGUUACCUGAAUCAUGUUAACUUCACUUACUUAAUGGACUGAGACAAUGUCAAUAGCGAUGCAUACUUGUAUGCCAGUUUUAUUUGUCAUCAUUAACUUAAACAAUAAUUCACCUCAUUGAGUUACUGUGCAUGCUGCAUGCAUCUUUGUAAUGCUUGUUAUUCUGUCUUGCAUAAAAGCAAGUUGGGUUUGCUGAAAGUGUUCAUAACUUAUCAACACAUUUUUGUCUGUGUUUUUGAAAAUGUGACCUACAUGUAAAAGUAUGCUUGGUAGAGGCCACAAUGGCCUGCGUUAUUUAUUCAGUGUUGUCAAUCAUUGCCAUAUAUAUGUUAUGCACGUUGUCAAUGAGUUGAGAUACGUUUUUCACCCUGUACAAAGCAAUUAUUCUGGAUUUAUAUGCAACAGAAUAUCAGUGCCUUAAAAGAAGACAUUUGUUAUUCCAUAAUCAUUUAAAUGUAAUGUAUACUUGUAGCAUUGCCAGUCUUAGUCUUGUUGCAAUAGUGUUGUAUUGAUGAUUUGUGUUUUAUUUCUCUGUAUUAAUAAAAAACGGAUGUUAUGUUAAUAAAAAUGUCAACUACACUACAUGCUAGUAUGAUGGAAAAAAUCAAAAAAGUAUUUGGGGUGCUUAUAUAAAUAGUGACUCUAAAGGAUAUUAAUUUAUUUCUGCAUGAUGGUUUACUUACGGUGCUUAGCAUUGAACAUUAUUCCAACUGCAAGUUGCUAAAGUUAGUUCCUGUAUAAUUUAUGAACCAUGUAUCUUAAUUAUUUUAUUUUGUCAUUAUCUGUGAUAUUUUAUAGAUGAGGCUUUUUAUAAUAGAUAAUAAAAUGAAAGCAAG
This is a messenger RNA of Dreissena polymorpha, 2065 nucleotides long. RefSeq names its product sialidase-like. The record is from RefSeq and is a predicted model, not a curated record. The coding region runs from base 32 to 1036 and encodes 334 amino acids. The transcript is spliced from 5 exons. Lineage: Eukaryota; Metazoa; Mollusca; Bivalvia; Myida; Dreissenidae.